UCUCGUUAAUUUUCCUUCGUUUUCAUACCCUCUUUCCCGUUUUUUCUUAUCUUACUCUAUGCUGCGUUUUUUCAGCUCUAUUUUUAGUUCACGAGUUGCGAUUUGCUUUUACAAUUCAAUUUUGCUGCUUCUUUGCCUGUCGAGAGAGAAUUGAGGGCAGAGGGUGUUGGGAUUUCUCAAAUGGGUUGAUGGGAAUUUGGUUCUACGACUUAUUUGUUUACUGGGAAACUGUGGGAGGGAAGUUUGCUUGAGAAAGCAGUCGCUUAGCUCCUUGUGGGUUGUUUGAGACUUUGAGUUAGUGAAAGAUUCGUAUUGGGAAUUUUUUUGUUCGUUUAGGACUUUUUGUUAGUUAAAUUUGAUGGAAAUCUAGCUUCUGCGUGGGAGAGUACAAGUGUAAUGUAAUGUCUCUGUUCUUUAAUGAGGAGUUUAAUGGGUUUCUGGCUUGGUUGGCUUCUGAGAAAAUUGGUGGAGGGAAAUGGGGGUGAUUUUAAAUGUUUGAAAAAAAAUGUAAGAAGGAGGAAAAUGAGGGUCCGUUUGAAGAAAAAAGCCUUCUGCAGAGCAGAAGAGAAUGUGAUAUGACACUCUUAUUAUUAGUUUCAGAGGAGUUGAUUUUGCUUUUCAAAGUUUCUCUCUUAAAGACGAAUGGUGUGGCUUUAAGUUCAUGCUAUCACGUAAGUUAGUUUUGAACAUUGCCGAGAGAGGCAUUUUGGAAGACCCUUUUCUCCCGAGGAGUUUCAAUCCAUCAAAAUGAGGCAGAAAAUGAUUUUAACAUUCAGUCAGUUAACCAAUGCAGGGAGUCCUUUACUAAUAUCAGCUGUAAAAUUCUCCAAUGAAUUUAAAUGUUUUUCAAAUUAAGCAUGUUCUAUAUCUCUCAAAUUCACAAGCAAUCAGACAUGAUACCACAUUUGAGGUCCUUGUUUGCUUGUUAUAUGUUUCUUCCUUGUCCCUUCUUUGGUUGCGGUUUAAUUCAUCUAUCUUCUUUCAUGAGCUUUCAUGAGACGAACUUACUGUCACAUUGUAAUCAUAUCUUUUGUUGUUUCUUAAAUCUUAUUAUCUGGCCUGAGCGUUGACCAUUUUCUAAUACUAAUCGUGAAUAUUUCAUCUUGGCCUCUCAGCUGCUUACUGUCCUUUCGGUUUGAUCCUUAGUAGGUCGACUUGCCAGAAGAUCAGAACACGUACACAUCCUGAUGGUCCGUGAGAAAGAUAUUUGUUGGGAAUAUGCUGAGAAAUUAGAUGGUAACAAGAGGUGUAAAUCCAUGUAGUAAAGUGAGGGACGACGUUUCUGAUAGAGUGAGAGCCAUACUAGCAACUAGAGAGGAGAUCAAGGAAACAUCCAGUGGGAAAAAGCAGAAGCUAGCUGAAGUCAAGACUGUUGAAAAUGCACCAUCAAUGUCAAUGUGUAAAUCUGUUAUUUCGAUGGAGGCCCCAUCGCCAAUUGCCAAAGUUUUUCCAACUGUUACUCCCAUGGCUCCUCCAUCAUUACAUAACCAUGAAAAUGCUGAGAAAAGCAUUGCUUUAUUCUUUUUUGAGAAUAAGCUAGACUUUAGUAUAGCUAGAUCUUCAUCCUAUCAGCUAAUGAUCGAUGCAAUAGGGAAAUGUGGCCCUGGAUUUACAGCCCCUUCUGCCGAAACUCUGAAGACUACUUGGUUGGAGAGGAUCAAAACUGAAGUGAGCCUUCAGUCGAAGGAUAUUGAGAAAGAGUGGGCUACCACCGGCUGCACAAUCAUUGUAGACACAUGGACUGACAAUAAAUCAAGAGCUUUGAUCAACUUUUUGGUUUCAUCCCCAUCCCGGACCUUUUUUCACAAAUCCAUUGAUGCAUCUACAUAUUUCAAGAACACAAAGUGCCUUGCUGAUUUAUUUGAUUCCGUCAUUCAAGAUUUCGGCCAUGAAAAUGUAGUGCAGAUAAUCAUGGACAGUGGUUUGAAUUAUUCAGGUAUUGCAAAUCAUAUCCUCCAGACUUAUGGAACUAUAUUUGUGUCUCCCUGUGCUUCACAGUGUCUGAAUGCAAUUUUGGAGGAAUUUUCAAAGGUAGAUUGGGUAAACCGAUGUAUCCUGCAAGCACAAACCAUAUCAAAAUUUCUAUAUAAUAGUUCCUCACUGCUUGACCUGAUGCGAAGGUUCACUGGCAGUCAAGAACUCAUUCGGACUGGGAUAUCGAAGCCCGUAUCAAGUUUCCUGUCUUUGCAAUCUAUUCUGAAGCAAAGGUCAAGACUGAAGCAUAUGUUCAAUAGUCCUGAAUACACCACGAAUCCUUAUUCAAAUAAACCACAGAGCAUUUCUUGUAUUGCGAUUAUAGAAGAUAAUGAUUUCUGGAGGGCAGUGGAAGAAUGUGUGGCAAUAUCAGAGCCUUUCCUAAGAGUCUUGAGAGAAGUGUGCGGGGGUAAACCUGCUGUGGGAUGUAUAUAUGAGUUAAUGACUAGAGCAAAAGAAUCAAUAAGAACGUAUUAUAUAAUGGAUGAGAUCAAGUGCAAGACAUUUCUGGAUAUCGUUGACAGGAAGUGGAGGGACCAACUUCAUUCCCCGCUUCACGCAGCAGCUGCGUUUUUGAACCCGAGUAUUCAGUAUAAUCCAGAAAUAAAGUUCCUUACUUCCAUUAAAGAGGAUUUCUUUAAUGUUUUGGAGAAAUUGCUCCCCUUGCCAGAGAUGAGACGGGACAUUACCAAUCAAAUAUUUACUUUCACAAAGGCAAAUGGGAUGUUUGGAUGCAGUUUAGCAAUGGAAGCAAGGGAUACAGUUUCACCUUGGCUUUGGUGGGAACAGUUUGGUGACUCUGCGCCCGUGUUACAACGAGUUGCAAUACGGAUUCUCAGUCAAGUUUGCAGUACUUUCUCCUUCGAGCGGAAUUGGAGCAUGUUUCAGCAAAUUCACUCUGAAAAACGUAAUAAAAUCGACAAGGAAACAUUAAAUGACCUUGUCUACAUAAACUACAACCUCAGGUUGGCUAGACAGAUGAGAACAAAACCCCUGGAAUCUGACCCUAUCCAGUUCGAUGACAUCGAUAUGACUUCGGAGUGGGUAGAGGAGAGUGAAAACCAAAGCCCGACGCAGUGGCUCGACAGAUUUGGUUCUUCUUUGGACGGGGGCGACUUGAAUACCAGACAGUUCAAUGCUGCCAUGUUUGGUGCAAGUGACCACAUAUUUAAUCUGUGAGAGCAUUUUAACUUGCAACAUCAAAUUGUUUGUUUGUAAUCCUCUCCAGUUCUUAGGCCUUGUAUGUAUUCUCUGAUUAGAGGCUUCAUUUUUCCCCCCUCUUCCUUUUGUUGUAUUGUAGCAUGAAAUUGCUCCUUGCUUUUUGUAUAUAAAAUAUAAACAAAGCUUAGGCUAUGCCUUUGAUGGUUUA
Benincasa hispida (wax gourd) is the source of this 3343-nucleotide messenger RNA. Lineage: Eukaryota; Viridiplantae; Streptophyta; Magnoliopsida; Cucurbitales; Cucurbitaceae. The record is from RefSeq and is a predicted model, not a curated record.